Molecule: messenger RNA, 1612 nt
Organism: Drosophila hydei
Lineage: Eukaryota; Metazoa; Arthropoda; Insecta; Diptera; Drosophilidae
Gene: ste14
Product: protein-S-isoprenylcysteine O-methyltransferase
Exons: 3
Coding region: 318-1214 (298 amino acids)
Biological process (GO): C-terminal protein methylation
Cellular component (GO): endoplasmic reticulum; membrane
Molecular function (GO): protein C-terminal S-isoprenylcysteine carboxyl O-methyltransferase activity
Source: RefSeq, a predicted model, not a curated record
UUAUUAUAUUUAAAAACUUCUUUAAGAAAUGCUAAGACAAGGAUAUAAAACAGACAAUAAUUUGCAUUCAUAAUGCAGCUUGCUAAUAAUUUUGUUCCGAAUUUAUAUUAAUGAUUAUGUCAUGACGUAUCUACGAAAACAAUGCAAUGCAGAAGUCUUGCAGUGCAACCUUCCACAUUUCUUAACUUGUGCUAUUGACAUACAACUGCUGCCGGUUUUAGAAUCUUUAUUUACUCUUUUGCAAAUGCUACAAGAAAUCGAAAUUUCAAUGUGAUUUAUACAGAGAAUUACAAAGAAGCACAUGUAAUUUUGUCAUAAUGUGCGCAAUGAAUUCAAGGCCUUCAGCCUGCGCCCGCUUCCAACUCUGUCCCGAGGGCCGGAUCAGUUUAUAUUGUUUUCUAGCUACGGCAGGUCUUGUGCUGUUGCCCUCAGUGCCUCAGAUCUACUAUGAAAUUGUGCCAAACGUUUGGGGCGCCAUCCUGUGGGGUCCCGUGCUAUACUACGCCCUGAUCAAUUUAAUAAUACGUUUUGUGCUCCGGAACAUGGAAUAUCAGGUUGCCAUACGCGCCUCGUUUCUGGGCUUUGUCAUGGCGGCGAGCGUCCUAGUCGUUUGUUUCGCGCCCGCUCCAUGGCAGCAAUUUGGCGUUUAUGGCUGCUUUAUGUCCUUCUUUCACUACUCGGAGUUUCUGGUUAUUGCGGUGGCAAAUCCACGAACGCUCUCACUCGACUCCUUUAUGCUAAAUCACUCGGUCCAUUAUGGUUUGGCCGCAGCAGCUAGUUGGAUAGAGUUCGUUCUAGAGCUCCACUAUCUACCCGAAUUCAAGCGCUAUGCCCACAUUUGGUUUGUGGGCGUGGUACUAUGCACUUUCGGCGAGAUUAUACGAAAGGCGGCAAUCAUCACAGCAGGUCGCAGCUUCACACAUUUAGUGCAAGAUGAGAAGCAUUCGGAUCACAAGCUGAUAACCCACGGCUUAUACGCGUACAGCCGCCAUCCGUCGUAUGUGGGUUGGUUCUAUUGGUCAAUUGGCACACAAAUUAUUUUGAUGAAUCCGCUGUGCAUAUGCAUCUAUGCAUUAGUCAGCUGGCUGUUCUUUCACGAUCGCAUAUACGUUGAGGAGUAUUCGCUGCUGUACUUCUUUCAGUCUGACUACGCACGAUACCAGAAGCAAGUCCCAACGGGGCUUCCCUUCAUCAAAGGCUAUCUGAUUGAAUAGGAAGCAUAUCAACGGGAUCAAAUGUCAUCCACACAAAUGCUAAUGCAACAACAAAUGCGAAGCAAAAACAAAUGUAAUUUUAGUAUUUCACCCUUUUGAAAUUUGUGCACAGAACAACAAUAGAGAUAAUGACGAACCUUUUUCAAUUAUUAUCGAGUCUAUUUGUAUUGUGUUUCAAAAUGUCAAAGUAUAAGAAUGUGUUUAAGCGUUAUUGUUUAUUUUUUUGUAUUUUGCAACAACGAAAUAAAUUUAGAAAUGUGAAUAAGGCAAUGCAGUCUAUUAUCUAUAUUUCGAAACUCUCUUCCAUAGUAGCCUGCAGUCUAUUUAACCUGAUAAUAAUCUCUGAUUCAUUGUUUCAAUUCACCAAUGAUAAGACAAAAGCAAACUUAUCAACAGGU